GAUGCAGAUGGGGACCAGUCCAACAUGCACAUUUUUGCAUUGUUGGCCCGAAUUAAGGUCGGUGAAGGUUGCCGCUGCUCUCCGUCCAUGAAGUGUUGUCCGUUACUGUGACCAUAGAGCUUGGCUGGUCAACAAAUACACAUAGUGCUUGCUGGGGGCAGGACAGUUGGCAAAAUGACCAGGUCAGGAAACAGAAAGUCAAGAGGAAAAAAGCAGGACACAUUGCCCAAACAACUUCCAGGCAACAAAUUCGAUGAAAUAUCCUUAAAGGAAACACCUGAGUCAUCUGAGAACAGAAAAGUUGCGGACUCAGUAGACAGGAAUGGAAAUCCUGGUGUACCAAGCGCUCCAUCAGAUUCUAAAUCAUUGGUCAGACAGAUGAGCAUGCCUAGCAAAAAGAAAACUCAGAAGCAAAAGUCAUCUGGUAUACAUGUAGUCAUUAGCCAGGAAGCAGUUGACAGUGAUCACGAUGCUCGUGAUGAGGUUAGUCUUAACUUCAAGGCCAGGAGUGCAAAAAAAGCGGCAUUAGGAAACACUGAUGAUAUUGUUUCUGGAAGCACUACAUCUAUGGAGAAACAAUUUAUCCAUGACAAGAUCAAAACACCUGUGCUUAAGAAAACAAGGACUGUCAAAGAGAACCAGAAAGCUGACAUUAGGUCCAACAAGACUCAUGAUGAUACUUCAAGAAUCAUGGAUAUAUCAGGAGAUCCAACACCUGUUCAAAAAUCGGAUGAUGUUGCCUUGGAAACCGGUUGGGCAGAAGAAAAGACCAUAGAGGGCAAACAACCUAAUGCAUGCACUUCGGAGGAACAAGCUGGUGUUCGACGGAAGUCUUCGAGUAGGAAAAGAAAAUCUUCUCAACAGAAGAAUGAUAUCCCAUUAAAGAAGUCAGUCAAAUCAGAUCACAUAUUUUUCUACUGUGGAAACUUACCACCUGGUGUUACCAAUGAGACGCUCCGAUUCUUUCUUGAGGAGGAAGGCAUUCACCCAAAAGUCACUCUCAAAAGAAUGAAGGGGCAGAAUGCUGCAUCCACCGCUACACUGACAGCAAAGCAGAGACUGUACAAAAAGAAUCAGCUGAAAGCAGCCAAAGCUGUCUUUGCAACAGUAAUUGUAAAAACAGAAGAAGAUGCCAAGAAGAUGUUGUCCCUAAAUGGCAUUAGUAUGCCCUCUCCAUCCAACAAAGACUGGGAUACACAGCUUAAGAUUAUUAGACGGCUGCCAAGACCUGACAAGUUUCCUUACAAGGUUCAUAUUGGGAAUCUUCAUCCUGCAAUCACUGAAGAAGAAUUGACACAGUACCUGGAGAGCCAAGGUGUCAAACCAGGACAUGUUCUUAUAAUUCGCACUCAGAGGACACAGAAGUCAAGGAGGUAUGGCUUUGUCUGGUUUAGGUCUGUACCUGAUGCAGACAAAGCAGUUGACCUUCCUGCACCCAUCAUACGCGAUCGCCAACUAGUUAUCCAACAUAGCUUCAAGAAGAGGUUUAAGAAUUUCUAGAAUUGCUCUUCCAUGCUGCUUCAUUAAAAACUUGUCUCUGAUGGGCCGAGUGCUGGGAUUUUUUUAAAUUAAAUUUUGCCUUUCAUUGAAUAGUAGUUGAAAUAAUUUGAACUAACCUUCUUGAGAGACUGCUCUGGAGCCUGGACAUUUAAGAUUGAAAGUAAGUUACUGCUUGUUGACACACCCACAUCUUGGAUGGCUGGGCAUUAAUUCCAGGAUUAUAUUAUUGUUAUACCCUAACUUGGCACACUUUGAAUUUUGCCUCCGGUGUCUUAUUGGAGCAAGAUUUACCUCAGAUUUCUCGAGAAGAAAUUUCAAUCAACCUCCCAAUAUUCAGAUUCAUAUGUCUCAAGUUUACUUACCUUCUUUAAGUCCAGAGGAAAUUUUAGUUUGGCCUGAUUUUCCUUUUUUUUUCUUAAUUGCAAAAUGAAUGCUUUUAAAAUCCACCCAGAAAUAUAAAAAUAAUUUUCCAACACACUUGUAGUUAGAUUUGUGGAAGUUAUAAUAAUAGAUUAGAAUUUAUUAACUUAAAACAACCUCUUGUUAGCUUUCUGAGAUUCAAUUACACAGCAUUAGGGGACACUCGGCUGAAUUCGUACUCAAUUUCUGGACAUGACAGUUUUUUAAUUUCACACUAAAUUUCUGGACUGUGGCAUUGUUCACAAAGGUUAAAAGCCUGAAUCAUGACAUGACAUAUUAAUACCAGGAUUUAACCAAGUGGAAUUAAGGUUUUUCAACAAAGAGGUUCGGCAAUACUGAGGAAAUUCAAAUGAGUCAAAGUGCACCACAUUAGGGGAUGUUACCAUACUUCUACCAUUUAUGUGCACACUCAAGGAAAUUUAUAUUAUAGUGCAUGGCAUCACCAGGUUCCAAUACACAUACUGUACACAUUAUCUUGACUAAGGCCUUGGUGUUCAUCCAUUUUCAUUUAUUUGGUUUACAAGUAAUUUGUUUUUUCUAGUCAGUAAAACUUGCCCAAGGAAGACUGACACAUGCAUUUUACGUAAAAAUUUGAUGUUAAUUUUUUUCUCUGAUCUCCAUCACCAUGGGCAGAAAUCUCUCCUUGACUGUGAGGGGGGCAUCAAUUGAAACUUUUUUGUGCACACCAUGUUUAUUUCAUUAUCUUACUCCAUUUGUAAAAACUCAAAAAGGGAAAAUCCUUGAUCCAUCAAUUCCUUUAGUAUUUUGUUUUGCUUAAACCAUGGAGGGGACAUUCAACUUUGUGUCCCCUUGUACCAAAUUCAUGGGGGACGUGUCCCCCUGUCCCUUCCGCCCAUGUCCAUCACUAUGUCCAUGAAAGUUUCAUUAUGCAGCACACACCAGCAAGCUUUUUGCGAUACUAAAUACUUCAGCUGAUCAGCCUUCUACGUUGGGAAAACGUAACAAAAUCAUCAAUUACACUUACUUUGGGAUACCAGACUUGUUGAGUUAUACAGUCAAUGUACGAAAUACCCAGGUGGCUACAUUUUAGUAUCUAGAAGUAUUAAAGAUAUUAAGUAUACAUAAAUAAACUGCAUGAAUUUCUAUAUCCUCCAAAUUUGCAUAUGCUUGCAUUUUUCUUGUGCAGGUACACAUUUGAUCUUAAAGUGCAAGUCUUUUCUAAAACCAACCUUUUUCAUGUGCAAAUUCAUUGCUCCCAAUGGGUUGUACAGUUUGUAUUUAUCUCUCAAAGGUUUGAGUUGUAUACAUCACUCACAGAAACACAAAUUGUAGAGCCAAAUUUGAAAAUAGCAGCAGUCAAGCUGUGAAUGUUUGGUACCCAGAAUAAUUCUGCCAUUUUUGAGAAAAACACAUUUUGGAAUGCAGAAGCGUCUCAAAACUUGCUUUUCAGGUAUGUGUUUUACUGCGUAAAGUGGGGGUACUGUGUCAUUGGUGUGUGUGUGUGUUAUAUUAAGCUGCUUACUGAUAUGCUUCCAAGUAGACUGAUCCCUUCAGACUUGGGGCAUGGUUACAAACCAACCUAUUACCAAUACAUCAAUACAAUCUAUGUUAAACAAGGUGUUAAGUGGAAAAGUAGUGGAGGUGGUCAGGUCCACACUGUGUCUGAGUACAGACUGUCCUUUUUCUGGCUUUUAAUGCCAUAUUUGUACAGUAAUUUUUGACAUGAUUUCAUAGUAACAAAUAAUGUUUCCAACCAGUGUCUAAUUCAAGUUGCAAAACUCAGGAUGUGGUAUCAUACGUGAUUUACAUUUAUACACUACACAUCAAGGCAGAUGUGAGUGAGCCAUUUCGAUAACAAAAAUUUUUUAUAGCAGGUAAUUUGGAUCAGAUUUUGGUAAAUUCACCACAAAACUGCACUGUUACAACACUGAAUAAGGAAAUUAAUAAAGUAUAAAUGCAUUUGUCCUUUA
Acanthaster planci (crown-of-thorns starfish) is the source of this 3851-nucleotide messenger RNA. RefSeq lists its product as uncharacterized. Gene Ontology annotation, molecular function: RNA binding. Lineage: Eukaryota; Metazoa; Echinodermata; Asteroidea; Valvatida; Acanthasteridae. The record is from RefSeq and is a predicted model, not a curated record.